UCAGGAUGGAACUGUCUGAAAUCGCCUCCUCAUGUCAAGAAAUGAAUGAUAUUAAGGAAGUGUAACUGAACUGAAGACCCAGCAGCAACUGAACAUAGCUGGGGUGUUCAGCCCAGGUUUGUGAAGAAACAGCUGCAAAACUACAAGUCCCAGGAUGCCUUUCACUGAACAUGGUGUUUAUGUAGAGUUCAUAGCUGGGUGCGAUGGCUGGAGUCUGUUUUCCAUAGGCUCCUGACUAGGUUAAAUGAGGCGGAGCAAAUGGCUCCACCCCAGAAGUGUCUAGAAUUGUAUUUGAGCCAAGCCCCAGGGUGGAGCCGGAACUGACCUUUGUACUUCAUGCUGGUCAAGGUUGGUGGGAACUGGCUGUGUGGUUCUGGAACUGGCUGCCGUCCUGACACGUCUCAGAGCUGCAAGCAGGUUUGAUUCCAGGAUUCUGUGGCCCUACUCCCCUCCUUUUAUUCUUUAUCCUUUUCCCUCGGGGUCCUUCCCACAGGUCUCACAUAAUUCCUGCUGCCCCUGAGGACUCCUGUGUUAGUCACAGGAUUUUUACUACCUGCUUCAGGAUACUCCACUUCUGAUAGUCCUUUACUUGGAGACUUAGGUCUCCACUAUUUCCUGGCAGCCAAGAAGUGCUGGGAAGGACCUGGCUGGGUGGUUCAGUUGGUUGGAGCAUUACCCCAUAUACCUCCAUAUACGGGUAGGUGGAGGGUUCAUUUCCUGGUCAGGGUACAUAUCUAGAUUGCACGUUCAAUCCAUUCAGUUGUGGUGCAUAUGGGAGGCAACUGACUGAUCUCUCUCUCUCUCCCACCCCACCCCCCGAAAUCAAUAAACAUCCUCAGGUGAGGAUUAGAAAAAACAGAUACACACAGCCCUGACAGGUGUUCUCAGUGGUUAGAGCGAGGGCCCUGGGCACCAAAGAGCCUCGGGUUUGAUUCCUGAUCAAAGGCACCUGGGUUGCAGAUUCAACAACCAAUCAAUAUGGCUCUCAUAUCAAUGUUUCUCCAAAAAUCGGUGGAAAUAAUAUCCUCAGGUGAUGAUUUUUUUUUUAAGUGCUUGGAAGGAUGGACCUCGGUGCAUUACCAGCUGAGGGUAACAGGUUGGGGAUCAGGGCUGAGGUGCAAAGAUGGUAUGAGGCCUUAAUGACUGCCCUGCCUUCUGUAGGUACUGCGGUGAGCUAUCAUGGCCUCUCAGCUUCUUGGCCUGACAGAAGAGUCUGGUCUGAGCCCUGGGGAGUCUGAAUUGGCUGUGAACCCCUUUGACGGGCUUCCCUUCUCUUCCCACUACUACGACCUGCUUGAGCAGCGCCGAGCCUUGCCCAUCUGGGCUGCUCGCUUUGUCUUCUUGGAGCAAUUGGAGAGUAGCCCCAGUGGAGUGGUGAUUGUGUCUGGAGAGCCUGGCUCUGGCAAGAGCACCCAGAUCCCUCAGUGGUGUGCAGAGUUUGCACUGGCCAGGGGAUGCCAGGUAACUGUCACUCAGCCCUACCCGCUGGCAGCCCUGAGCCUGGCCCUGCAGGUUGCUGAUGAGAUGGACCUGACCCUGGGUCAUGAGGUUGGAUACAGCAUCCCCCAGGAGGAUUGCACUGGGCCCCAAACCCUGCUCAGGUUUUGCUGGGACAGGCUGCUUCUUCAGGAGGUGGCCUCAACCCGGGGCACUGGAGCCUGGGAUGUGCUGGUACUGGAUGAGGCUCAAGAGCGGUCAGUGGCCUCAGACUUGCUCCAGGGGCUGCUGCGAGAUGCCAGGCUGGGAAACCUUCCAGGGGACCCCAAAGUGGUGGUGGUCACUGACCCAGCCCUUGAACCUAAGCUCCAAGCCUUCUGGGGCAAUCCUCCUGUUGUACGUGUACCCAGGGGGCCUGGCAGGUGUCCCACUCCCACCUACAGGGACACUGUCCCUCCUGAUCGAGUGGAAGCUGCCUGCCAAGCUGUGCUUGACUUGUGUCGAAAGGAGGCUCCAGGAGACGUGCUAGUGUACCUGCCCAGUGAGGAGGAAAUUUCCCUGUGCUGUGAAUCCUUGUCCAGGGAGGUAGAGACCUUGGCAAUCCGAGGACCUCCACCACGGGUGCUGCCCCUUCACCCAGGCCAUGGUCAAGCUGUUCAGGCUGUGUAUGAAGACACAGACUCAGGUGCCCGAAAGAUUGUGGUCACUCACUGGCUGGCUGACUUCUCCUUCUCCCUCCCUUCCAUUCGACAUGUCAUUGACUCAGGACUGGAGCUUCGAAGUGUGUACAAUCCUCAGAUCCGAGCAGAAUCCCAAGUGUUGAGACCAAUCAGCAAGUGUCAGGCAAAGGCAAGACAACUACGGGCAAGAGGGGCCCCUCCAGGAUCCUGCCUCUGCCUGUAUCCUAAGUCCUUCCAAGAACUAGAAGCUCCCCCAUUGCCCCAACCCAGGGUGUGUGAGGAAAAUCUGAGCCCCCUGGUAUUACUGCUAAAGAGGAGACAGAUUGCAGAGCCAGGGGAAUGUCACUUCCUGGACCGGCCUGCUCCAGAAGCACUGAUGCAGGCCCUGGAAGACUUAGAC
This is a messenger RNA of Myotis lucifugus (little brown bat), 2517 nucleotides long. It is a transcript of the gene DQX1, whose product is annotated as DEAQ-box RNA dependent ATPase 1. The annotation marks the transcript as partial. Gene Ontology annotation, cellular component: intracellular anatomical structure; spliceosomal complex. The record is from RefSeq and is a predicted model, not a curated record. The transcript is spliced from 7 exons. Gene Ontology annotation, molecular function: RNA binding. Lineage: Eukaryota; Metazoa; Chordata; Mammalia; Chiroptera; Vespertilionidae.